Molecule: messenger RNA, 1515 nt
Organism: Nelumbo nucifera (sacred lotus)
Lineage: Eukaryota; Viridiplantae; Streptophyta; Magnoliopsida; Proteales; Nelumbonaceae
Cellular component (GO): membrane; cytoplasm
Source: RefSeq, a predicted model, not a curated record
AAGCUUCUCGCUGCAGUCAUCCCUGACUUGGAGAAACUGGAACGGUUGAUUUCUGUCUUAUCAAUCGCCUUGUUCUUCCCGACUGAACCGGAACAUGGCUUCUGUAAAUAGUGUUACAGCCCAGGGAUUUCUUCCAGUCGCGAAACCCGCCAGAGAAUCGAAAGCUAGGUGCAAUUUUACUGUAAAGGGUCUAUCUGGUUCGUCUUUGCAGAACUCCUGUAAAGCUCACAAGUCGGGAAAUUCGGGUUUCUUGAGAAGAAAGAGAACAGAUUGGGUUGUUCUGUCUGUAGCUGAAGAGCUUGACGUGAUUCCAGUUCGGAGUAGUGAUUCGACGGACCAACAAGACGGAGUGGUUGCUCGAAUUGAAAGAGAGAGGGAAGGUGAGAGUUUGAAUCAGGUUGGUGGGUUCGCCAAUGAGGGCCGGUUAUCGUUCGAGGGAGCUGGGGAUUUUCAGGGGUUCUCUUCUUCUUCUUCUUCUUCGUCUGUACCUUCGGAUAGGAAGGGGGAAGAGGAAGAUAUUGAUAAGUUAAUCGACCGAGCAAUUAACGCUACUAUUGUCCUUGCUGCCGGUACCUUCGCUAUCACUAAAUUGCUUACCAUCGACCAUGAUUACUGGCAUGGAUGGACCCUUUAUGAGAUACUAAGGUAUGCGCCUCAACACAACUGGAGUGCUUAUGAGGAAGCUUUGAAAACAAACCCUGUUUUAGCCAAAAUGAUGAUCAGUGGGGUUGUCUAUUCUCUAGGAGAUUGGAUUGCACAAUGCUACGAAGGAAAACCUCUUUUUGAGUUUGACAGGGCACGGAUGUUCAGAUCAGGCCUUGUUGGGUUCUCUCUUCAUGGCUCACUUUCUCAUUAUUAUUACCAGUUCUGUGAGGCACUCUUUCCUUUCCAGGACUGGUGGGUGGUCCCUGCCAAAGUCAUAUUUGACCAAACUGCAUGGGCAGCAAUCUGGAACAGCAUCUACUAUGUAAUAUUGGGAUUCUUGCGAUUUGAAUCUCCAUCCAAUAUCUUUAGUGAACUGAAGGCGACGUUUUGGCCCAUGCUAACUGCAGGAUGGAAGCUCUGGCCAUUUGCUCACCUGAUUACUUAUGGUGUGAUUCCAGUUGAACAAAGGCUACUUUGGGUGGAUUGUGUGGAGCUUGUUUGGGUGACUAUAUUAUCAACUUAUUCAAAUGAGAAGUCAGAAGCAAGGAACUCUGAGGCUCCAUCGGUAUCAAACACUAGUUCUUCAUCACUGAGUCCUCCUGAGGAAUAAAUAGCACGGGGGAACAUAUCUGUUGCAUGGAAUAUCUUAAUUCUAUGCUUUUGGUAAGUGGUAGGGAGAUGCAGCUGGAGAGACUACUUAUUGAUCAUCCACCAUGCAUCCGCACUCGUUAUGUAUGUGUCAUGUAAAAUAUUAUCCAUCUUUACCUAAUGGCUAAUGUAUGAAUUGUCAUUUUGACCAACUUCAGAGAUCAAAUGUAAUCACAUAGGUUACCAAUGGAAUAUAGUGGAGAAAAUUUUCUUCCAGAAUCA